AUGACAGCCAACAUAUUUGCAAGAGCAGGAUUCACCCUCGCAAGAGCCUUACGCAGCGGAGCAAUGAGGUCGUCCGUCACGGGAACUACUGUACAUUCGACACAUUCAACAUCAACAACGACAAAGACGGCAUCAGUUACUGCCACUGCUUGUUCGCGCGGGUUCCACUCAACACUCCCCGGACGCAACAAGCCGUCGUCUGGCUGGGGCGACCUUAUCCCUCAACCUCAAAGGCCAUCUUCAGAUACCAAUAACCCCCUCAGCAAGAUCUUGACGCGGUCGUCACCACAAUACAAGCGGUUCGGACAGAACUCUGGUAGUGGCGGCAGUGGCCGUGGUAGAGGGAGGGUGCCUAUUUUUUAUGAUCGGCGGUACCAAGUCGUUGGAGGUGUUGUCACCGUCGGAGCUGGAGGAUAUUACGUAGCGCAUCUUGAAACGGUGCCGAUGACGGGGCGUACUCGGUUUAUGGAUGUAUCGCUGAAGCAGGAGGAGUCUAUGGCCAAGGAGGCCUAUAAGCAAGUCAUGCACCAGUAUCAAAACCAGAUCCUGCCUGACAACCACGCGUACACGCUUUACGUGAAACGCGUCGCUUCAAGGAUCAUCAAGGCUGCGGGCAUGGAAAAUCUGGAUUGGGAGUUUCAUGUGAUUAACAGUAACGAGAAGAACGCGUUUGUCUUACCAGGAGGAAAAGUCUUUGUCUUCACAGGGAUCCUCCCGAUUGCAGAGAACGAGAAUGGACUGGCGACGGUAUUGGGCCACGAGAUUGCCCAUCAAUUGGCCCGUCACUCUGCCGAAAAACUCUCCUUCACAAAGGUCGCCCUCUUCCUGGGUGUCAUGUUCUCGAUCAUCUUUGACCCCUCUUAUUCUGUCCAACGCAUCGUCAUGGAUCUCGGCAUGAUGCUCCCGUUCAGCAGAAAGUGCGAGACAGAGGCAGACAAGAUCGGACUGCAGCUGAUGGCACAGGCAUGUUUUGACCCACGAGAGAGCACACGGAUGUGGACACGCAUGUCCGAUACCGAGAGGGGUCUCUCGCUAGCGUUCUUGAACACCCAUCCCGCUAGCAAGAAUCGUAUUACGAAUUUGGAGAAAUGGAUGCCAGAGGCCAUGGACACGUGGCACAAAUCUGAUUGUGCGACCACCAAUGCCUAUGCUGAUAUGUUUAACAAGGCCAAGCUCGCCUACUGGUAA
This is a messenger RNA of Linnemannia hyalina, 1188 nucleotides long. Lineage: Eukaryota; Fungi; Mortierellomycota; Mortierellomycetes; Mortierellales; Mortierellaceae. The record is from the annotation of a GenBank genome assembly.